UCCUAUGAGUGGUUGCUUCCCUGACAGGGUCUAGGUAUCAGCUUGUUAAUGGUGUAGGACUUAUCAUUAGGUUUGGAAUUGUUAGUGACUUUCUAGAAGGAUGUUGAUGUUGAUGCUAAAAACUGUGGCAACAGGUUUCAUUGCUGAGACAUAUGCUUUCUUCCAGGGUAUUCGUACCCAUUUGGAGGAGAAUCAGGAUGCAUGGAAGGCAGUUUUUGACAAUGCAGAGCCCCAAACCGCUACAUUCCCUGCUCCUUGGCCUGAGAAGCUGACAGAGUUUCAUAACAUGCUUGUUCUUCGAUGCAUACGACCUGACAAAGUUGUUGCAACUCUUCAGAACUUUGUGCAAAACAACUUGGGGAAGGAAUAUGUGGAGCCACCUACAUUUGACCUAGCUUCAUCCUUCAAUGACUCAAACUGUUGUGUUCCACUCAUCUUCAUCUUGACUCCUGGAGUUGAUCCCACAGCUCUGCUGCUCAAGUUUGCAGAUGAUCAGGGCUUUGGAGCAAACCGUCUGCAUGGUCUAUCCUUGGGUCAAGGGCAAGGCCCCAGAGCUGUAAAAUUGAUAGAGGAAGGCAUUCGUAAUGGAACAUGGGUCAUACUGCAAAACUGUCACCUGGACAAGAGUUUUAUGCCAACCCUAGAGAAGGUAUGA
Messenger RNA from Cryptotermes secundus, 655 nucleotides. RefSeq names its product dynein heavy chain 7, axonemal-like. Gene Ontology annotation, biological process: microtubule-based movement. The transcript is spliced from 4 exons. Bases 101 to 655 code for a protein of 184 amino acids. NCBI's taxonomy places the organism in Eukaryota, Metazoa, Arthropoda, Insecta, Blattodea, Kalotermitidae. The record is from RefSeq and is a predicted model, not a curated record. Gene Ontology annotation, molecular function: dynein light intermediate chain binding; dynein intermediate chain binding; minus-end-directed microtubule motor activity. Gene Ontology annotation, cellular component: dynein complex.